Raphanus sativus (radish) is the source of this 2886-nucleotide messenger RNA. RefSeq names its product probable methyltransferase PMT27. Gene Ontology annotation, cellular component: cytoplasm; trans-Golgi network; endosome. NCBI's taxonomy places the organism in Eukaryota, Viridiplantae, Streptophyta, Magnoliopsida, Brassicales, Brassicaceae. Gene Ontology annotation, molecular function: methyltransferase activity. The record is from RefSeq and is a predicted model, not a curated record. The transcript is spliced from 5 exons. The coding region runs from base 1 to 2886 and encodes 961 amino acids.
AUGGCAUUUGGGAAAGGACGUGGAAACAAACGCUCUUCUACGUCGUCUUAUGCAUCGACCAUAACAAUGGUCGUGUUUGUAGCUUUGUGUGUCAUAGGUGUAUGGAUGCUCUCUACCAACUCCUUUAUUCCAUCACAGAUCACACAAGCUACAACUCGAACGGUCAUUGCAGAGACGGAGAGGAGUGAUGUGUCCGCCUCUUCAAACGCGAACGAUGAACCAGAACCAACAAAACCGGAGUCUAAUGAGAAUCCAACGUUUCAAGACAAUCCAGGAAAGCUUCCAGAAGAUGCCAUAAAGUCUGAAGACGAACAACAAAAGUCAGCAAAAGAGAAGACAAGCUCCUCAAAGGCAGGAGAUGAAGGAGAAAGGCAAAUUCAAAAACUAGAGACAGAAACACAACAGAACAAUGAGAAAGAGAAUAAGAAGAACGACGAGGGUCAAGUGAAAGAAGUUGUUAAGGAGUUUGAGAAAGAACAAAAGGAACAGCGAGAAGAGGACGCUGGGAGUCAACCAGGUAACAACAAAGGAACACAAGAGCAAGAGAGUGUACAAGGGAAAGACACGCAGGAUGUGAAACAAGGGCAAGAUCAGGAUUCGAAUACGGACGUGACGUAUACAGAUGCGACCAAAGAAGAACUACCUAUGGAGGUGGGGAAGAGAUACGCAUCACAGAACUCAAAGAAUCAAGAAAACGGUCAACAACAACAACAAGAGGAUCAAAAUUCAAAGAAUGAAGAAAACGGUCAACAACAACAACAACAAGAUGAACAAAACUCAAAGAAUGAAGAGAACGGACAACAACAACAACAACAAGAGGAUCAAAACUCAAAGAAUGAAGAAAACGGACAACAACAACAACAACAACAACAACAACAACAAGAGGAUCAAAACUCAAAGAAUGAAGAAAACGGACAACAACAACAACAACAAGAGGAUCAAAACUCAGGGAAGGAAGAUAACGGACAGCAAAACAUGGAGAACAACAACAUAGUUAGUGAUGAAAACGGGAAGGAUCAGAAGAGCAUGAAGGACGAGAACGGACAAGAAGAAGAACAUAAGACUCCAGAGGAACAAAGCACAACAAAGGAAGAAAACGUAGAGCAACAACAACAAGAAGAGCAAAAAGAUGAGAAGAGACAAGAGGGCUCAGGAGCGAGCGGGUUUGGUUCUGGAAUACCGAAAGAAUCUGCAGAAUCACAAAAGUCAUGGAAGAGUCAGGCAACAGAGUCUAAGGACGAGAAACAAAGACAGACAUCUGAAUCAAACAAUGCAGAUAGUAUAAUGAGUGCAAAGGCAUGGGAGUUGUGCAAUGCAACUGCAGCAUAUGAUUAUAUACCAUGCCUAGACAACGAAGAAGCUAUAAAGAAACUGACGAGUAGAGGACAUUUUGAGCAUAGAGAGAGGCAUUGUCCAGAAGACCCACCAACAUGUCUUGUCUCCCUCCCAGAAGGGUAUAAGGAGUCCAUCAAGUGGCCUGAAAGCAGGGACAAGAUAUGGUACCACAAUGUCCCACACACAAAGCUAGCAGAGGUGAAAGGACAUCAGAACUGGGUGAAGGUCACUGGCGAGUUCUUGACGUUUCCUGGUGGUGGGACACAGUUCAUCCAUGGAGCUCUUCAUUAUAUAGAUUUUCUUCAGCAGUCUUUAAAAAACAUUGCGUGGGGUAAAAAUACUAGGGUUGUACUGGAUGUUGGAUGUGGAGUGGCUAGCUUUGGUGGCUUCCUCUUUGAAAGAGAUGUUAUAGCCAUGUCUCUUGCACCAAAAGAUGAACAUGAAGCUCAAGUUCAGUUUGCUCUUGAAAGGAAGAUUCCAGCCAUCUCUGCGGUGAUGGGCACUAAGCGAUUACCAUUCCCUAGCAGAGUGUUUGACCUUAUCCACUGCGCACGUUGUAGAGUCCCUUGGCACAAUGAUGGUGGCAUGCUUCUUCUUGAACUUAACCGGAUGCUUCGGCCAGGAGGUUAUUUUGUGUGGUCAGCAACACCAGUUUACCAGAAGCUUGAAGAAGAUGUUCAAAUCUGGAAAGAGAUGUCUGCGUUGACCAAAUCCAUGUGCUGGGAACUUAUAACAAUCAACAAGGAUAAACUCAAUGGCAUUGGUGCUGCCAUUUACCAGAAACCUACCACUAAUGAGUGUUAUGAGAAACGAAAGCACAAGAAGCCUCCUAUGUGUAAAAACAACGAUGAUUCAAAUGCAGCCUGGUACGUACCACUACAGGCAUGCAUGCAUAAAGUUCCCACCAAUGUGGUUGAGAGAGGGAGCAAGUGGCCCGUGAGCUGGCCUCGCCGGCUUCAAACACCUCCUUAUUGGCUAAACAGCUCUCAAAUGGGGAUCUAUGGGAAGCCAGCUCCACUAGACUUCACUACAGAUUAUGAGCACUGGAAGCACGUUGUUAGCAAAGUAUACAUGAAUGAAAUGGGAAUCAGCUGGUCUAAUGUGAGGAAUGUAAUGGAUAUGCGAGCUGUCUAUGGAGGGUUUGCAGCAGCUCUUAAAGACUUGCAAGUGUGGGUCAUGAAUGUUGUAAACAUAAACUCACCAGAUACAUUACCAAUAAUCUACGAGAGAGGCUUGUUCGGAAUAUAUCAUGACUGGUGUGAAUCUUUUAGCACAUACCCUCGAAGCUAUGAUCUCUUGCAUGCAGAUCAUCUCUUCUCCAAGUUGAAAGCAAGGUGCAAUCUUGUUCCAGUAAUGGCAGAAGUUGAUAGAAUAGUAAGACCAGGAGGCAAACUAAUAGUCCGUGAUGAAGCCAGUGUGAUAAGAGAAAUAGAGAAUAUGUUGAAAUCACUGCACUGGGAUGUUCAUCUAACCUUCUCCAAACACCAAGAAGGAAUAUUAAGUGCACAAAAAGGAUUCUGGAGACCAGAUGCACCUCAAACUUCCGCCUGA